GAGGAGAGAGGAGGAGAGGAGAAGAGAAGAACUGAAUCAAAGACUGAAAACAUCCCUCCAACGAGCUGAAGAGCAGCAUGAGAAACUGAGCAGCAACAUUUCAGAAGAGUACGAGUCUAAGCGAGAUGUUCUCAUAAAACAUCUGAAUGAGUUUGAGACUAACGCUGAAUCAGGCAGCGACUGUGAUGAACUUCUAGAAAUCCUCUCUUUGAAAUGCAGCGUCCCGCUUCUUAACCUCAGCCUGACUGAGCUGACAGCUGACCAGCUGGGGACCAUCGUGUCAGUCCUGGACAAACUCCUGUUUGAUGAAUGGAUGGGAGCUCCUCCAUCCCUCAGCACUCUGCAGCACACUCAGGUGUUCAUCACAGAGCUGUGUGUCCUGUCUCCAGAGAGACACGACGGAGCUUCCCUGCAAAACAUCUCCAAUCGUGUGCAGUCCCUGGUGGAAUCCAUCAGCCAAUCAGCAUGUCAUGUUACUGAGAGUUUCCUGCUGACUCAAGCCUUGUAUCUGAGCCUGAUGCACUUCUUCACUGACUGUGGCGGCUCUGAUACUGACGCAGUCCUCAUAGCCAAACAGUGGGCUGAAGACAAGCUUUCCACUGAGCAGCUCUUCCUCCUAGAGUUCCUGGGCACCCUCACAUCAUCACUGCAGAGUGCAGUGGAAGGAGCCUCUGUGUUCAUCUUAAACAUGGAGGUCCAGUGCCUGAAGCUUCUCUUAUCCACACUCACACAUCUAAAUGGCAAUGAAGCCCACUCAGAGUCCAGUGAAAUGCUCCUCAGACUCGUGCAAACAAACCAGUGGACCCCAGUGGAGGCUCUGACUCUGCUCAAAGCUCUGUCACAGAAAUCUGCAGAGGACGCUUCAGUAAGCGAAGUCCUUAAGUUGGUACAUCUGUAUGACCUGUCGCCAGAGUGGACAGAUGAAUCCAAACUGCCUCUCAUCCAGGCUCUUGACUCUGCUGGCCCUGACAGAUUCCAUCAAGAUUUCCAAAAGACUCUCAGGAGGAAAGAUGAGAGCGGUCUAGUUGCAGCUCUUGCUGAAAUCAAAAUGUUUUGGAAUUUGGAUGAUUCUGUGACUGAUAUGAUGAAAGAUGUUGUCACUGCUGUCCUGCAGUAUUCAGAAAAUGCCCCAAAAAGUGCACCAUUCAUGAAAGAUUCCUUUAAAUGUGUGACCUCGAAUGCAGACAACAUGCAGAUCCUUCUGUCUCAGCUCUGCAAAGCAGUUUUUGACGCUAAAGGCUGGUGGCCCACAGUGAAGCAGAUGCUGCGGUGGUGUGUGUUGGUGCUGACGGAGAGCAGUGGAGAGCUACAGCUGGUCGGUGUGGAGGAAGACCCGUGUGUCAUUGCCAUGUUUGCCGCCACACAGGUCUGCAUGGGCAACAAAGUGGACGUCGUGCUGAGCUCUGACGAUAACUCGGAAGAGCAAAUGAAGGAGUGGUCUGACUUCUACGGGCACCUCGGAAUUUCUCUCAACACAAACAUGAAGAAAACUAAUCCAUCAUGCAAGGACGUCUAUGAAGCAGAUGUUGUGUGUGGUACCAUGGAUGGCUUUGUGUCUGAUUACUUAAAACAAGGCAUGGAGGUGAUGCAAACAGGGAACCCUCAGCUUAGACGUGGAUUCAUCAUUGACGAACAAACCCUCAGUGCUUCACAUGAUCUGGAACUUUCAAGGCUCAGGGACAACGACUCCCUGCUGUUUGCUGCAGACAUCCUGCAAAGCCUCAUGGGUAAAUUUAACAGUGAAGACAUGGAACUGAAACGAAGGUUUAUUAAAGCUCUCUUUCGGGUGCUCCACACCAACCUAAGCAACAACACAAACACUGACACUAAAGUCAUCACCAUGUCAAAGAAACUUUCUGGGAAGCCUUUGUCUUCUCAUGAGGCUUUUGUUCUGACCUUCCUUAAGAAACUUCUUAGAGUGGUUACUGAAGAAACAGAAAGUGAGAAAAACAGGACACCUCCUGCUGGCAGAUGGUGUCUGGAGAUCUUAUUUGCCUGUGUGGAGCGAUUUCAUGCCUCAAAAGAACAAACCAAAGAACUUCUCCAGAAGGUUUCAAAUCUUGAAGCUCAAAGACUUUGGUCACCAGCAGAGGCCUCAACACUCCUGACAGAAUUGACUGACCACCAUCACGAUGAAGACUGUAUUUCCAUCAUGAAGAUUUUACAUAUGAUGGAAACAUAUCAGGUGUCUUCCAAGUGGACAGAUGAAAGCAACCGAUCAAUCCAUCAGCUUUUAGAUUCAUUUAAAACCAAGAAUCUGAUCAAACAUUUAGAAAGGAGCCUCAGAGAUGAGAAAGUAAAAAGCAUUGACACUCUUUUUGAUGAGAUACGGCAGAUGAAAGACAUUGAUGAACAAACACUGAGUAAGUCAUACAGCACAGUAACUCACGUAACUAACCUGAUCAAAUCCGGUGAAAUCAAAAAGCACACAGAUGUAAAGAGAGCAAAGGAACUCAGUCACAGCACGAACACAGAAGACCUUCAGGAGCUGCUGGCAGUCUUGUGCAAUGCUGUUCACCUGCGCAAGGCUGAAAGGAAGUGGUGGCCCAGAGCCAAUCAAAUGAUAAGCUGGUGCCUGAUGGCCUUGUGUGACACUGGGAAGCUCCUGGAGAUGGGCACUGGAGAAGGGAAGUCUUGUGUCAUAGCAAUGUUUGCAGCACUGCGGGCACUCAGGGGUGAAAAGGUGGAUGUGGUGUCCAGCUCUCCUGUGUUAUGUCAAAGAGAUGCAGAAGAAUGGGCCAACUUCUUCAAGUACUUUGGCAUAACAGCUGACACAAACACAAAUAAAAGUGAAGAUAAAGAUCGAAAAGAGUGCUACCAGAAGGACGUGGUCUACGGGACGAUUGAAACCUUUGCUGCUGAUCACCUUCGCCAGAUAUUUGAGAUGAAGGAUGUGAGGCCUGAUCGCAGCUAUCAGUGCAUCAUAAUCGAUGAGGUGGACUCACUGCUGCUGGAUCAGGGAGUGCAGCUCACUUACCUGUCCAGUCCCAUGGUGUCCAUGCAGCACCUGAACGUGAUUCUGGCCAUGAUCUGGGGCCAUGUCUGCCAGUAUGGCUUCCUGUCUGCAGGAGACCAGACAUUUGUACAUGGUCCUCCUGCUUCAUUCUUCAAAGCCAUCUUUGACUCCAUAGACACAGAGGGAACUGAAAUUAAUGAUCCGCUGGACAUUUUACGCAUCGCUGAAGAAUCCAACACUGUGCCAGAAGGGUUUACGGAGGACAUCUGCCAAAGUGGACAGGAAGAACUUCUCAGGAGACUGAAAACUGUGAGUCAAGAUGCUGUAGUGGAUUUUCUCAGAGAAAUGGAGGACUAUGUCCCCUAUGGCUUUACUGUUUACACUUUAGAUGACAAGGGAUUGGUCUGUCUGAGAAAGCGCAGCUCGUACAGCAGCCAGGACAUCCAAGAGCUUACAUUUCUUGUGUUGGAGGAAGGCUUGUGUUGUACUCUCUAUGAUUCGGUAGAAAUUCUGAUCAAACCCAUUGCAGAAUUAAUCUCAGUGAAGAUUCAGUACACUCCAUGUACAAACGAAGCAAACAAAAUCAGCAUUCCUGGAUUCUUGAAGAAUCUGGUGGAGAAGAAAGUGUCGGUGUGGGUUCAGAAUGCCUUUCUGGCAAAGCAACUAAAGGAGGGACAGGAAUAUGUCAUUGAAAACGACAACGUUUGUCCAGUGGAUUUCAGAUCCACUGGGAUUGUAGAGCUGAAUAAGAAAUGGGGUGAUGGUCUGCAGCAGUUUGUUGAGAUAAAACACCAGAUCAAACUGAGCACAAUUUCAACAGUGACAAACUACGUCUCUAACAUCUCCUUCUUUGAAAAGUACCAGGGGAAAAUCUAUGGAACAACAGGAACACUUGGAGACAACACAGACAUUCUGUUUUUGCAGAAGUUAUAUCCAAGUUUGUCUGCUUGCAAAAUGCCAACUUUCAACAGGAGGAAAUUAUUUGAGGUCCAAGGUGCUCUGAAGGCCUCAGCUGAAGAGUGGAAAUCUGAAAUAAAACAUGCUGUCAUGGCUCAGAUUUCCCCAAAUUCAUACAGAGAUGGAAGAGCAGCCCUGGUGAUCUGUGAAUCCAUCAACAAAGCCACAGAGAUCUACAACGAGCUGAAAGAGAGCAUUCCAGGUGAAAUCAUUCUCUACUGCCGCAGCGACGCUGACAGUCUGAGCAAAAUAGAGAAAGAGCUGCUUCCUGGAGAUGUCAUUGUUGCCACAAACCUUGCUGGGCGUGGCACAGACAUACAGGUGUCCCACCAGGUGAACAACAGUGGAGGAUUAUUUGUGAUCCUUUCCUUCCUUUCUGACAACACAAGAGUGGAACUCCAGGCGUUUGGUCGAACCGCACGCAAAGGUAAACCGGGAUCUGCUCAGGUAAUCGUGUCCACUGAACACCUGCAGCAGUCGUUCAGGACAGUGUCUUCUCUGGAAGAAGCUAGGAGCACAAGGGAGAAACUUGCUGUAGAAAAGAUAAAUCACAUGAUGGAUGACGUCACUGAGUUGAAACUUCGGGAAGACUUGUUUUCAGAGUACCUCAAAACUCUUCAAGAUAUUCAGAAGAACACAGAUGAAGAUGAAAAACGAGCUGUUGUUGCCAUCUUGAAUGAGUUCUGGGGCAUAUGGUUGCAAACUAAAUCGGAAGAAAUUGACCAGUUGAAGAGAAAUGAAUUGGAAAAGAGUUUGAAAGCUGAUUUGUUGUUGGCAAAAAGUCAGUGUCAAAGUCAGACUUCGCCGUGUGCCAGCAUUUAUCACUACAUCAAGUUUGGAAAUGUCGCACUGAGCGAAAAAAAAUGGGACAUCAGCAACAGGCUGUUUGAAAAAGCCAUGAAACUGGAUGAAAGUUGGGCAGCCAUAGCUUUUUACAGUCAUGCGUACUGUACUAUGGAGCAGAAGAAUGCAGAUUACCUCACUAAGGCCAAAGAUGAUCUAACAAAGGCUCAGAAUUCUCUGAAGUAUCUCAGUGAGGAAUCUGUUCUCUGUCUGCAGUUUGUAAAAAUGUCUUCUACAAGUUCAGCCAACAGUAGCCCAACCAGCCUGGAAAAACAGCUAACAAACAAGUGCAGCAUGUUGAGUUACUUUGACAAAAACAUAAGUGAGGCCGUCCAAAAGCUGGAUGAAAUAAAAGAAAGAGGGAGGGAUGCAAUAGUCAAAAAGUCACCGAUUUUCUCUCUGGUGUCGAGUGCUGAUGAAGAUGAUCUCCAAGUGGAAGCCUACAACCUCUACUAUAAAGGUCUGAAAUAUGUAUUUUCUGUGGAAGAAAAGCCUCGUUUCCCAUGGGAAGCUCUGCUGGUUUUCUUUCUUGGAGUUGUACAGAUUAUUGGAGGAGCGUUGCUCACUGCAUUUACGUUUGGCACAUUAGCUCAGGUCGGCAUGGGACUCAUCACUGAAGGAAUAUCAGAUUGCAUCUAUGGCAUUGAGUCCAUGGUGACAGGAGAAUUCAGCUGGAAAUCAUGGGCUAUAGAAAAAGCCAUUUCUAUUGGUGUAUCACUCAUUGGGUUUGGAGUUGGAAAGCUGAUUGCAAAGGGCUUCAAAGCUUGUAAGACGUUAAUUAAGGGAUUCGGCAAAGAGCUGAAGUCGAUGCCAAAGUUCCUCUCCAGGCAGGCUAAAGAUGGUUUAAGUGAUGUCGCAAAGACACAAAUGAAGAAUGUAGUGAAACACACUGCUAAAAAGAUGACUGAUGACAUCAUUAUCUAUGGAUUUGGGAAGGUAGAAGAAAAAAUACUGACAGAAAUACUAAAAACCAUCAAAAAUAAGGUGAAAAAUAAAAUUAGUGAUGAAGUGAAAUCCAAGAUGGAACAAAAACCCUUGGCUACAUUGGUAGACUUCAUUAUCCUCUCCCACAUAGAGGAUGAAAAGCAACUUCAUGAGCUCCUGGAGGACAAGAAUAGAAGAACCGAACUGCUGGCCAUCUUCACAAAGUUAAGCAACACUGCAAUACAGCCGUUCUAUGCAAACCUCGGCUGGCAGAACAAGCUUAGCUCAUCCCUCUCCACAGUGAUGGACAGAGCUAAACAAGAGGCCAAAGGAAACGCAUAUGCAAUGCUGACAGCCAUCCAAACUGUCCACAUGGUGGCACUGGUAGCAGAUGCAAUCUCUGCAGUGCUCAACCUCUCCAGCAAGUUUUUCUCUAAAUUUCACGAUCAGCUGAAUAUAUUUAAAGAACAAAUGGGAUUUCCAGAGAAAGUGAAGGCAAGUGAGCUGUCUGAUUCAGGCACUCAGAUGCUGAAAGAAUUCAAGCAGGAAAUAGCUAAUUCCAUCAGUGCUUCAUUGGCUGAUGCUAUGACAGAAGUUUUCCACCAGAAGUUCUCCAGUCACCUUGUUUCAUAUGUUCAAGGCAAAGUAAAUGGUGUCAUUGGCAAUUAUGUAAGAAAAGGCCUAAAAACCGACAGAACAGAGGACCUACUCAGAGCUGCACAGCACAACAGAUACAUCUCAUACAUGCCAGUAGACCUGAAAUCUAGACAUGAACAUGCAGGUGAAUCAGGUCAGCGCUCACAGGCACAUGCUGAAAACAUCAGGGACUCCCAGACUGCUGGCACUAUUCUGGAUAUCAGAGUCCUGGCAGAAGAAACCGGCACUAAGGUUGUCAUCCUAACACCUGACAGCAAUGGCAAACUUACCAAAAUGCAGGAGCUGAGCCCGACCACUAAACCCACCAAUGAAACUGUAACACUGAUCUACAGACCAAAGAGUGCCCAAAACCCUGACGGCCAUUAUGAUGUGCACAUCAAUAACCAGACAGUGAGCAUCGUCAAUGAGGAUAAGAGCUGCCUGUUUCAUGCUUUGGCACGAGGCUUAAAACCAGAGGCCAGCGAAGGGGAGAUCGCUUCAGAAGCAGCUCGCCUCCGAUCUGUGGAGGCCGACGCUGUCCUCAGGCAUCCCGACCAAUGGGAGCCUUUCGUCAAGCGCAAAGAGUGGACUGAAGCAAUCAGAGGAGGGGACUGGUUCAUGGCAGAGGGAGGUGCACGUAAAAAGAUAAAGAACAUAAAGGAAAACAGAGAGACGCUUGAGAAAGAAGUUGGAAAAAUAGUAUUUUACAGAGAAUGGAGAAAAUAUAGAAACCAAAACCCAGGAAUUGGACAAUUCAUCAACGCAGACCAUCAGCCAGCUCUGUUCAGCAUAUUGAAAGGUACAAAAAACAACCAGAAUAGCACACUAGGAAAAGCCAUGCUUAAAGUGGCAACAAAAUCAUCUACUCUGGAUGAUGUGCACAACCAUCACGGCCUUGACCUUCCAACUGUUUAUGUGCCUAAAGAAGUACAUCGUGAGUUUCUCAGUACGAAAUCCAAAGACUUCAGAAUACGUGUAGCUAAAGCCAUAAGGGACAAUGACGUUGAGGCCACCUUCAAACUGAUGAUCCUUGGUUCAAUACCCAGAUUUAAGUUCAAUAACAACAUGAACUUCAAGAACUUUCAGAACAGCGACAUUAGUAAAACCAGGCUGGAAGUUUUUGAAAAUAGUUUUCCAAAGCACAGUAAAGAGAUGGUAAAGAAGUGGCACAGCCUGCUUCAAGACCAGGGAGUCAUGACUGACAGCAAACUUAACAACAUUCUUGAAUGGAUCAACAAGGAAGGCUACAAAGAUCAAAACGAUCCAUACUGGAGGGAAGUUGAGGAUCUAAUAACAAGAAAAAGGAAAAGUGAGACAUGACUGGUGAACGAGCACCACGAAGUCGACAGAGGAAUCACCCACCUGCCUGAUCAUCACGAAGAGAGCUGUGUGGAUCAUGACGACUGCUUUUCCUUUGGGUUUCAUUCAAAAUAACUUUACUUUACUACAGAGCUUUCCAGGGACAAUCCUGACUGCUAAUCACAUUUCAGAUCAAAAUGGAAAGACGGGAAUUUUAAAGAUUACUUUUGCUGUUUUUAAUGUUUGCUGAGGAUGUAUUUUUAUAUUUUGUAAUGAAGUGUUUUUAACAUUUGUUUCCCUGCAGAGCAUCAGUGCUCCACGCUGCUCUUGAUGGAAGAUUGUUUCGCUGUUGCCUUAUUUUGGGGUUUUCAGUUUGUCAGCUGGGAAAUCACUGGUGAGGAAGUUAAGGUGGAUGAAAAUCAACUGUAAAGCUAAACUUGUAUAAUGAAGAUGAUCUGCCUGUUAUCUCACUGCAGCGGGUGCAACACAUGUUUGUAUUCUAUUCAACCAGCAACUGAUCUGUAAGACAAAAUAAUGAAAUUGCAUUGGAGAUUAAUAAUCACUGCAACAUGCUAACCACAUAUUCUUCAAUGCAAAAUUGAUUUAGAGAUUAUGGGAUGUUUUUAAUUUACAUUAAGGGGGACUGUUCAGAUGAAAUGUCUCACUCAAACGCACUUUUGUGGAUUCAAAAGUUCUUAAUAUUGGCCACCUGAUGGUGCCAAAGUCAUCAACGAAUAAAUGUUUCUCUUACUCAUUCAUUCACUGUUGUUUUUCAUUUUAAUGUUUGGUUUUGUUCUGUUUUCACUCUUUUUUGUUUGUUUGUUGUGUACACAUCUCGUUUAUUUACAGGUGCUAACCAAACCUACAUACUAGGCAAGACAUCCGUUUAUUAGUCCCACAGUGGGGAAGUUCAGAUAUCAUAAAACUUUCAUCUUCACGUCCUUCUCUGGGUCUUUGUUGUUUGAACUGGUGACAUAACUGGGACUGGCUUCAGCCUGUUGAAGUCCAGCUGCUGGUGUUGUGAUCAUCGCUCCUGCCAACAGGAAAC
Messenger RNA from Scatophagus argus, 8663 nucleotides. RefSeq lists its product as uncharacterized. The coding region runs from base 314 to 7636 and encodes 2440 amino acids. Gene Ontology annotation, biological process: protein import; protein targeting. The transcript has 2 exons. Gene Ontology annotation, cellular component: membrane. NCBI's taxonomy places the organism in Eukaryota, Metazoa, Chordata, Actinopteri, Scatophagidae. The record is from RefSeq and is a predicted model, not a curated record. Gene Ontology annotation, molecular function: ATP binding; ABC-type protein transporter activity.